AUGUCGAAGAAUAAUGAUUCGAACCAAUUCAGGAAGGUGGACGUUGACGAGUACGACGAGAACAAAUUUGUGGACGAUGAGGAUAAUGGAGAGAGCCAGGUCGGUCCAGAUGAAGCAGAAGUGGAUUCGCUGAUCAGACAAUAUCCUUUUACACUGAUUUGAUUUUUAAAGUGCACUGUUACAUUUAAUGGAGUGACGUGAAGCCGACACAGUUUUGCUAUAAUGUUGCAAUUCAGACAAUCUGACAAAUCGUGCUACUAUGUUGCAGAUCAAGUCGAUGCUUGCGCGCCUGUCUCUCAAAGUCAGGGCGUGGUGCUCUCAUGCCAUUGAUCCAACAAUCUUCCUUUUUCAUGUAACGAGAAUACGUUCUGCAGUCAGAUUUAUUGUUCUAUUCAGUAAAGAUUUGGUGAUGGUAGUAGGCCUAAUAUUUUGUUUAUGACCUGAAGACAGUCAUUUGUUUCAAAGCCGGUUCAGACAAGUUGAAGGAGGGUAGGAAGUGAAUUCCACCAGUCAGUCAUUGAGAUUCUAAAACAUAAAAGCAACAUGAUUUGAAGAGAGGUGAAUCAAGCAUUACCAUGGUGCUCUCUCAUCUCUCACCGUGGUCCUCUGUAGCUCAGCUGGUAGAGCACGGCGCUUGUAACGCCAAGGUAGUGGGUUAGAACCCCGGGACCACCCAUACACAAAAAAAUGUAUGCACGCACGACUGUAAGUCGCUUUGGAUAAAAGCGUCUGCUAAAUGGCAUAUUAUUAUUAGUAUAAAACCUUUGUAUUGUCUCUCUCUCUCUCUCUCUCUCUCUCUCUCUCUCUCUCUCUCUCUCUCACACACUGUCUGUCUCUAUUUUCCUUAACACUGUGAUGCACAGGGAACCUGAUGGAAGCUCUGCAGGCUGUACUAAAGAAUCCCCCCAUCAACACCAAAAACCAAAAUGUUAAGGUGAACCUUCAUUACAACACAAUAGAUCCAUGUCGAGCAUUAACGGUCCCAUGUGAAAUAACUGGCUUGUUCCUCAAAAUACACUUUGAGCUUGAGGCAUGUAAAAGUGUGUACUUCCUUAGCAGAAUAUACUAAAAUAACACUGUGUGUGUGUGUGUGUGUGUGUGUGUUAUAGGAUCGUGCUGAAGCCCUGAUGCUUAAAGUACUGAGUGCCUUCAAGAGCAGUGACAUUGAGAAGGCUGUUCAGUCUCUGGAUAAGAAUGGAGUUGAUCUGCUGAUGAAGUACAUCUACAAGGGCUUUGAGAAUCCCUCUGAAAACAGCAGUGCUACCCUGCUGCAGUGGCACGAAAAGGUAAGACUUAUCCUUACUGGUGUAUGGCUGGAAGCACUUACAAGGUGUGCGUGCGUGCGUGCGCGCAUGCGCUUGUGUGUGCCUGUGCCUGUGCAUGCAUGUGUGCGUGCUAAAGCCUGACUGGUGACUGAUGAAGCACAUGCAUGGAUUUUUAUAAUGAGGUGCACACUGAAGUACUCUUUACUGUUAGAUCGCUUUAUUAACUGUUAAUUCCAUAUAUUCCUGUUAUGUUGCUGUUAUUUGUAUCCACUGUAUUCAUACUGUGUGUGGGGGGGUUUCUGUGUGUGUGUGUGUUCUAGGCUCUCUCUGCUGGAGGAGUGGGCUCCAUCGUGAGAGUGCUGACAGCCAGGAAAACUGUGUAGAGCUGCACUGGACCUGACUGACUGCCACUGAGACCACUCACUCACUAAAACCCCCAGGGCCUGUACUCAUAAAGCAUCUGAGUCGGAGUGCUGA
This is a messenger RNA of Coregonus sp. 'balchen', 1742 nucleotides long. NCBI's taxonomy places the organism in Eukaryota, Metazoa, Chordata, Actinopteri, Salmoniformes, Salmonidae. The record is from the annotation of a GenBank genome assembly.